AUGACGUUGGAACAGCGCAAGUUCAGCGCCGUCCCCGACAGGCUUCGCCCUGUCGGCAAUGUGCCACUCUCCGACGCAGACCGACGACCGAUGACCUCGAAGCAAGCGAAGAAGCUGCAUCUCGAGAGAAAUCGCGGGCCUCGCUUGACGAAACAACAGCAGCGAGAACGCGACCGGGAUCUCCAGGCCGAGAUCCGACGAGAGAUCGCGGAAAAGGAAAAGGCGGAGAGGCAGGAGAAAGACAGGGUUCGGCAGCAGGCAAAGGCCAGAGUCCUUCGCGAUAAGAAAAAGGCGAAAGAGGAUGCUGAGAAAGAUGCAAAGCGCAAGGCUGGCCUUCCGCUUGCGACAUGUCGUCCCAGUCAGGAUACGAUUGCUCGAUUCUUCAAGUCAAAUCGCGUCGAGAAGAAGACGAGUAUUUCAGGACUAGAUCAGCGGGAACAUGAGGAGCCCAUGAUACCAAGAUGCCAAGCAGAGGAAGCAAGGCCAGGCUCGAGCCAGAGUUACGGAGAACAGCAGCAUGUCGAGUCGCCAGCAGCUCCUACAGAAGUUGCGAAGCUUCAAACACCUACACAACUCAAGCAUUCCGCAGUACCUUCGACUGAACUGCUUCGCUUGCCUGCCAUCAGAGAGCAGGAAGAGCUCACGGAUAAGGGCAACGACACAGACGAUGAACCAAGUGCGGCGCCAUCAUACACGGAACUCCAGAAAGAAGCACAGCUUGAGGUGCCUAGAAGUCCUCCGAAGAAGCGCAUCAGGCUAGAUAAAGAGGCUGACGAUCAAGCAUGUUCACCACCGCUGAUCAUACAGCGAAUACCGAGCCCCAGCCGCCCUUCUUCUGCCUCAAUUUCACCGGCGAGAAACAUGGCUUUGCAGCAUGAUCGGCCUUUGGCUGACAGCGCAUACUCCACCGUCCCUGCACUUGAUUGCGUACAGGAUCGCAUCCAUGCUUCACAUUCUCCUCCUGUCAAGGUGCCUGGCACCGAGGCAGUAACAAACAGGCUGUCUCGCGACCAAAUCAACCGCCCUGGCUUCAUUCGAGCUUCUGCGUUACGCGAAACCCCAAAACAUAGGGCUGUGCCACGGUUCGUACGACCGCCGCACCCAUCCGCCUACAAGGAUCGCCAAUCCAGGCCCGACACUGGCUCCGGCUCCCGCAAGUUUCUGCAACCUGUAACGGAAAGAGUGCUUUGCAAGGACUCACCUUCAAUACCGCCGCCGUCCAGCACGCUUGCGUUCAUCAACGAUAACCUGGAUGACUUUUUUGGAGAUUGUUCUCAGUUGGCGCUCGAGGGUGCAAUCACGGAGAAGGGUGGCAAUGUCCAAACCGACAAGCUGUCAAGCCAAAGCCGCAAGAGACCAGGCGAAGCAGCUCCAUUAGACGUGUGCAAGAAGGGUCGACCUUCUCCUGCGGUUGCGCCCGUGGUGAAUCUGCUCCCAGAAUUCGGAGAUCUGGACAGUCUGUUUCCCAGUGGCACGCAACUCCAAAGAGAGCUGUUGGAGGACCAGGUUGUUUCAAGUGUCCACGACGUCGGCGCCAAGCCUGCCGUUCGAGGCGAGACUAUCCAGCGAGCGGGCUCAGAUGGUGCACCCGCCAGCACAAAGAAACAGUGCCCCAAGCAGAAUCGUCUCACUCUGCUUCAGGCAGAUGCGGGCGACGCCAUGCCGUUCUUCUGCAGCCAGGACUUCAACCUCUCGCCUCAGGACAUGCAGGAGAUCGAAUCACCGCCCGUAACGGUUGCGAAGACAGCACGCCGGGACACACCAGAGCGCAUGGGGCAUCAAGCAGAACAAGCUGCGCCGUGGAUACCGAUGACCUGGAAACGCAGACGACCAGUCUUGCAGAGUUUCGCAACCGGCAGGACUCGCCAUUCGAAGGGCAUGAUGCAGAAACCUCGGCCUGAUCCUAGCCAACGAGCCAACGCCCGCGCACCACAGAACGUGCUGGAGAUUCACCACCCCGAGCCUCCAGCCGUGGUCAACGCGUCAGACCACCCCGCAACGACAGGCCAGCGCGCGCCACUGCGACCGAUCAGCAACCCUCCAGACGCCGCGCAACCGCCGCAACAAGCCGUGUCGUCGCAGGACCUGGCGGCCAUGCUCGAGGCAGACUGGGACGACGACUGCCUGCAAGCCCAGCACCGGCAGCAGGAGCACGAGAAGGAGCCGCGAAAGCCACGCCCCGAAUCCAGCGAGCCCCAGGAUCUUUGGGACGCAAUCUCAUCCCAAGACCUGCGGGCCGUCUUUGCGGAAGAAGACUGGAGCAACUUGGCUGUCUGA
This is a messenger RNA of Verticillium dahliae VdLs.17, 2277 nucleotides long. RefSeq lists its product as uncharacterized. The transcript has a single exon. The coding region runs from base 1 to 2277 and encodes 758 amino acids. The record is from RefSeq and is a predicted model, not a curated record. NCBI's taxonomy places the organism in Eukaryota, Fungi, Ascomycota, Sordariomycetes, Glomerellales, Plectosphaerellaceae.